Messenger RNA from Vanderwaltozyma polyspora DSM 70294, 1515 nucleotides. It is a transcript of the gene DEP1, whose product is annotated as Rpd3L histone deacetylase complex subunit DEP1. Bases 1 to 1515 code for a protein of 504 amino acids. Gene Ontology annotation, cellular component: Sin3-type complex. Gene Ontology annotation, biological process: negative regulation of transcription by RNA polymerase II. The transcript has a single exon. Gene Ontology annotation, molecular function: histone deacetylase binding. The record is from RefSeq and is a predicted model, not a curated record. NCBI's taxonomy places the organism in Eukaryota, Fungi, Ascomycota, Saccharomycetes, Saccharomycetales, Saccharomycetaceae.
AUGAGUGAAGAAACCUCUAGAGAAUCAAGUGCUAGUGAUAUUAAUAGUUUGACAGAGAACACUACUAUUACAAACAACAUAGUUGACAAGGAAGAGAUAGAAAGUGUUUUGAGUAACGUUGAUUCAAAUCGUAAUUCAAAUUUAUCAGAAUAUUGUAUUUCUAGUGACGCAGAGACUGAAAAGAUGGAACUCAAUGAGAAAUCAAGUGAUCAAAAUGGUGAUGAGUUAGACGCUCAUCAUCCGAAAUUAUCUGACUUGAUUCCAAGUAAUGAAGAAAAUGGUGUUUCUUUGAAAAGAGUUAACGAAGAGAUUAAUGAGAAUGGCGAUAUUAAAAGAAUUAAACUAGAGAAGGAAUCUGAGAAAGCUGAUCCUUCUAUUUCAGAGACAACUGAUAUUGUCGAUGCUCCGAUCGAACAGGAAGAAAAGAAAGUCGAAAUUCAAGCACCAUCAGAAGUAGAAGAUAGUAAUGAAACAAAGGAAACAACUACAGAUAAUGAACCAAAUGUUUCAAAUAAUAUCAACGAUAAUAAAGGAACUCAUGCCGAAGUUGAAACUAGUGCUAUAGCCAUCGAACCAGAGGUUAAGGGUGAUACUACCGAGGUUUCCGUUACUGAGGAGUCAACAAAAUCUGAAAAUCAUCGAACUGAAAAUGAAUUCGAAGAAGUUGAAGCUGAAGUUGAAGAUUCACCAGAAGAUGAAGACGAAGAUGAAGACGAAGUCGAAGAUGAAGAAGAAGAAGAGGAGGAAGAGGAAGAGGAAGAGGAUGAAGUGGAAGAACAAGAUAAGUUAAGCAAAAUGAUGCCUUCCCCAAUGGAGUUAGAAGAGACAAGGUUAAGUGCACUAAAAGAUAUAACAGAUAUCGAAUACAAAUUUGCAGAAUUAAGACAAAAAUUAUAUGAAAACAAGUUGGUAAAACUUCAAACAGAAUUGCAAAUGUGUUUGGAAGGAUCACACCCAGAACUGCAAAAUUAUUAUACUAAGAUUGCCUCAAUAAGGGAUUAUAAACUACGUAGAGCUUAUAAUUUACAAAAAUAUGAGUUGAAAUGUAUUGACAAAGAGACAAGAGCCACAAGGACUUUUAUCCAUCAAGAUUUUUACAAAAGAGUGACUGACCUCAGAAACAAUUUAUUGACUGACACUACACAAAAGUGGUAUGAUAUCAAUAAAGAAAGAAGAGAUAUGGAUAUAAUAGUGCCUGAUAUCAAUUAUCAUAUUCCAAUUAAGAUGACUGGGAAAACAUUAAGUUGCAUAACAGGUUAUGCUGGUCCUGCUCAGCAAAGAUAUCCUGGUGAACCAUUAAGUGAAGAUCUAGAGUGUGAAAACAUCCAAUUCCGUUAUAGAUCCAAUCCUGUAGAUAAACUAGAGGUAAUUGUUGACAGAAUGAGGUUAAAUAAUGAGUUAAGUGAUCUUGAAGGUUUGACACAGUUUUAUAAAGGUUUCCCAGGUGCGCCAGAUUUGAACGGUUUACGUGAUUCAGAAGUUAUGGAUGAUAUCCAAUUUAUAAGAAAAGGAUAG